UUGGGGUUCAUUAUUUUUUAUUCUUUUCCACAGGUUAUAUAAAAGUUUGAGUACCCUAGUCUCGAGACUCUCGACAGCUGAUUGGGAUUCCACCCGUAAGCACGAAGCUAAAAUUGUUCGUUUCGCAGUUUCUUCGAUAUUGAAUUUGAUAUUCACUGAAAACCUUCUAAAUUGCUCAACUGUGAUCCAAAUGGCCGACAAAGAUAUUUCCCCUGAAAUCCGUCCGGAAGAUGGAGCAGCGGACGCUGCGAACGGACCCAGCGAGUCAACCAGUAAAAUUGUGUCGGAAGAGGUUGAGGAUGAACUGGACGAGUUGGCUUUGGACGAGCCUCGAGAAGCGGCAAAGAAGAAAAAGAAGAAGAAAAGUAAAACCAAGAAGAAAAAAGAACCACUUCAGCAAACUGAUCCGCCAUCUAUUCCUGUUGGUGAGCUUUUUCCAUCUGGCGAGUUUCCAGAGGGUGAAAUUCAACAGUACAAGGACGAUAACGUAUGGAGAACUACAUCUGAGGAAAAGAGAGAACUGGAACGACUUGAGAAACCACUUUAUAAUGCAGUUCGCCAAGCAGCAGAGGUCCACCGUCAGGUUCGACAAUACAUUAGGAAAAUUUUGAAGCCUGGAAUGUUGAUGACCGACUUGUGUGAGACCUUGGAGAAUACAGUUCGUAAGUUAAUAUCGGAGAACGGUUUGCAAGCUGGCAUUGCAUUUCCUACAGGCUGCUCAUUGAACUGGGUUGCUGCCCAUUGGACUCCAAAUACUGGGGAUAAAACUGUGCUUCAGUACGAUGAUGUGAUGAAACUGGACUUCGGAACUCACAUUGAUGGUCAUAUAGUAGAUUGUGCGUUCACUGUGGCAUUCAACCCUAUGUUCAAUCCUCUGCUCGAAGCUUCACGUGAAGCUACGAAUACGGGUAUAAAGGAAGCUGGAAUUGAUGUUCGUCUGUGUGAUGUGGGUGCUGCAAUACAAGAGGUCAUGGAGUCGUAUGAGGUUGAAAUCAAUGGAAAGGUGUUUCAGGUGAAGAGUAUUAGAAAUUUGAAUGGUCACAGUAUCGGGCCCUAUCAAAUACACGCGGGAAAAUCUGUCCCGAUAGUCAAAGGAGGAGAGCAAACAAAAAUGGAAGAGGGUGAAUUUUAUGCAAUUGAGACUUUUGGAUCCACAGGGAAGGGAUAUGUUCGAGAAGACCUUGAAUGCAGCCAUUACAUGAAGAACUUUGAUGCCGGUCAUGUCCCACUACGUUUACCCAGAGCCAAACAACUUUUGGCUACUAUUAAUAAGAACUUCUCAACAUUGGCUUUCUGCAGACGCUAUCUGGACCGCAUUGGAGAAACCAAGUAUUUGAUGGCACUAAAGAAUUUGUGUGAUGCUGGUAUUGUUCAGAGCUUGAAAUUUGUGCAAACUUGGCAGCCAUACCCUCCUCUUUGUGAUAAUAAGGGCAGCUAUGUUUCUCAAUUUGAGCACACAAUUUUGCUUCGCCCAACAUGCAAAGAAGUUGUGUCAAGAGGGGACGACUACUGA
This is a messenger RNA of Striga asiatica, 1513 nucleotides long. The record is from the annotation of a GenBank genome assembly. Lineage: Eukaryota; Viridiplantae; Streptophyta; Magnoliopsida; Lamiales; Orobanchaceae.